Molecule: messenger RNA, 594 nt
Organism: Miscanthus lutarioriparius
Lineage: Eukaryota; Viridiplantae; Streptophyta; Magnoliopsida; Poales; Poaceae
Source: the annotation of a GenBank genome assembly
AUGGAUCCCCAACGGUACCAAGAGCGCAGCGGCAUUCAGCUAGCGUCCGGCCAUCGCCACUGCCAAAGCCAGGAAAUUGUUGCCAGCCACGGCGGACAGGGUUUACUCCACAAGGACUAUAUCGAGCAGUUCCUGCGCGUCCACCAGAUCGACGUCUUCAAUCUGCCGUUCCAAGGUGCCCCACGACUCCAGAGUCCAGAGGUACUGAUUCUUUUUUUUUUUACAAAAUCCAUACUGGUAAGAACAUUUAUUUGGCUUGAAAUGCAUUCUAAGCUGUCCCAUCUAAACCAAAGCAUUAGGAGCAUCAAAGCUGACUACAAAUAUGUUGAACAAAAGGAACAUGGUAAUGUUAUGUUAAUACUGAAACUGAAACAUUUUGGUUUUGGUAUGAAGCCCUGUCUUCAGAACUGGAUAUAUGGACUUGGGAGGUAUGAACACACAGUAUCAGAUGGCGUAGCAAAGAUAAGCACAGUGGGAUAUCAAAGGGCAUCAAGAAACCAAAAUGGGAAAUUAAAUGGCAUAAGAGGAAAGCACUGCUGGGACCGGAAGAAAGCUAACUGUAAGACCUAUGGAAUAGAUGUACCUACCAAAUAG